GCUCCGCGCCUCUCCGCACGGCAGCGCGGCCCCGCUCCGCGCGAUGCUGCCCGGGCGCUCCCCACACCGCUGCGCCUGAGGCGGGCGCGGGGCGGCCAUGCAGCCCUCGCUGCUUUAGCUGAGCGCGGCGCUCGGCCCGGAGCCCGCGGCCACCCCCCGGCGGCACCGGCAGCACCGGCACCAUGAGGAACGGCGAUGACCUGGAAGGCUUCGACGGCGAGGCGUCCAGCGCCUCCAUGAUCUCGGCGGCCAGCAGCCCCUACCAGCCCACCACGGAGCCCGUCAGCCAGCGCCGCGGGCUGGGCGGCCUGCGCUGUGACCUGGACUACCUGCGGGGCACCUUGGGCAGGCUGAAGGUGGCCGAGGUGCUUUUGGCGCUGACGGCGUUCAUCUGCAUAGAGACCAUCAUGGAAUGCUCCCCCUGCGAGGGCCUUUAUUUCUUUGAGUUCGUCAGCUGCAGUGCUCUCGUGGUCACCGGCGCUCUCCUGGUUUUGUUCAGUCUCAGCCUUCACACAAGAAUACCCCAGAUCAACUGGAAUCUCACUGAUCUGGUCAACACUGGACUCAGCACUUUCUUCUUUUUCAUUGCCUCUGUAGUACUGGCUGCUUUAAACCAUAAAACUGGAGCAGAAAUUGCUGCUGUGGUGUUCGGGUUCCUGGCCACGCUGGUGUUCGCGGUGAACGCGGCCGUGGCGGUGCAGCGCUGGCGGCUGGGCCGGCGGCAGCAGAGCCGCCCGAGCAGCGAGUACGUGCGCGCCCGCAGCGAGUCCCGCGAGGUGGUGCACCGGCCCGAGAUCCAGCGCCUGGACGCCUGAGGGCCGCCCCAAGGGAAAAACAGCGCCCAGCUCCCUCACGGAACAAGGCUUUGGCUUGAUUUGAGCAGGAAAAGGUGCUUCGAGGCUGGCGAGGAUGCCCAGCCCUGCACGCGUGCGGAGAUGUGUUGAGCCGGAAGCUGCUGUCAUGGAGGCAGAAAAUGGUGGUGGUUCCAAAGGAAGAUCCCCUCAAGGCCUCCGCAUAGACACGGGCAUAUAUUAUAUAGCUCCCAGAAUAUAUAGUAUAUGUCUGUUCUGAAGUGUGUCACUGCUUUGGAUUACGUGCACAGAGCUCCCUUCCCUCUCUGGAGAUGCCCUGCUCCUGCAUCUGCCCCGGGGACGGAGCAGCCCUGCCCGGCUGUGAGGGAGGAGAUGGAGCCCCAGCCGUGCCAAGGAGCCAGGGGCACUCAGCAAUAACUCAGCCAGCGGGGCCUGUCCGUCCCAGACUGUGUCUGUCUGUCUGUCUGCUCCUGCCCUGCGCUCUGCCCAGCCGCCUGCCUGCUGGAAGCCGUGCCGGAGUUGUGCUGGUGCUGGGCAGGGCCCUGGCCGAGCCGGGGGCACCGAGGGCACGGAGCUGCUGCCUGCUCCUGUCCCGACACAUUCCAGUGUUCAUUCCAAAGUGGGAAGAUAAAUGUGUUUAGGAGAUGGGGUGCAGAAAAGGGGCUUAAGGGGCACAGUAGAGAGCGAAGGGGUUGUCAUCCUACAGACUUACAUUCCAGCUGUGGCUUUCUUUUUCUUUUUUUUCCCCCCUUUUUUCCUUUUUUUUUUUUUUAAGGUUCAGCAUUUCCAGAAAUUUUUGCUGGAACUUGCUUUCCCUCUAAGCCCAGGGUAAGCAAGAACUAGCAAAAAUGUAUGUGCUUUUAAAGUGUUCCUAAGGUUGCAAUGUUGUGAUUCAUGUAAGGUAAAUAUUUCUUUUUGGAAGGAUGGUUGUUCUAAAAUUAAAACUUAAUUGGUGGUAGGUGAACCUGAUUUUUAUUUAACUGGGUGUUUCUGCAGAUUUUUUUCCCCUUAGGAUUCUUUGAAAAAUGAAUUUAGCUAAUUGGAAAAUAAUAUGAUUGUAUUGAUUUGUUUAGAAAUAGUUUUACUUAGCUGAAGGUUUUUUUUUUUAAGUUUUCCUUGUACUUCCAGUGAAUGAAUUACAUUUUCUCUACUCAGAACUCAAAUUCAGCAGUAAUGGGCUAGAUAAUGUCACAAUAUUAUUAGGAAGAUGUCUCUUGAUAUUUUCCUGUUUCUUUGGUGUUUUCAUCUCUUCACUGCAUUAUUUGGCAUUUGUGUGCCUGAGUGAAGACGGUACGUGUGGGAGGAGAUCUCUAGAACUGAACUCCUUUGUGGUGUGAGGAAAAUGGAAAUCUGUGCAAUUAUUGGGAUGGUUUGCCGUGUGUGACUGGGUUUGUGUGUCCUGCUGGAGCUGCCCUGCUCAGGUGAGUGCAGCCCUGGAGCCUUAAGGACAAUGUGGGUGAGGUGUUUACCACAAAAACCAAGUCACACCAAACAGGAGAUCAGAAGUGCCUGGGCUUUUAUAGUGCUGGAGGGAGCUGGGGUAGUGGAAGUGUGAACCUAAUGCUGCAGUGUUCAAAUUGAGCUGCAGAGAAUUAUUUUGACGAGUGAAAAGGUGACAAAGGUGAUGCCUUUCCAUUUUCAGUGUAUUGACAUCUGUAGUGCAUUUCACCUCAGUGGCUGAGAAGAAGAUUAAAAUUCAGAGUUACUGAUGAGGUUAAGGAAAAUUUGCAUUUUUGUAGUGAUUGAUGGUUUACCAGUUCCUACAGUAACACUUUAUUCCUGCAGCUGGGAAUGCCAGGAUACAUUACUCACAUUGUGCCCUGAGCCUAGCACAGCUCUCAGGUGGAAUCCAAAAGAGAACAGUAAUUUUAAAAACACUCUCUGAUUCACUUUGUGAAACAAAUGUAAAUGUGUAAUUUCCUUAUUUUUGGGACCAAAGAUGAUUUUAGUAUUGUAUAGUAUAUACUUUCUAAAAAAUCUUAAGCACUUACAGCUCUGCAGAGACAUUAUUUACUAUUUGGAUUAUAUAGAAGGGAAAUAAAGUAGCUGUGAGAGACAACUACAUUUGAAAUAUUAAGAUCAUUUGAUGUAUCCAUUUCCCCUGAGUUAAUUUUACACAGUAUAUUGGAGAGGUACUUCUUUAAGACUGUUACUUAAACUGCAGUCACACAAAAAACCCUUAAGGAAGAGAAGAGGAUAGAAAGUUUAAUUUUUUUUAAACUUGCUUAGAGAAGUGACAUUAAAUUGCUUCUCUCAGCCAGUUAGUCUUGCUUGUAAUUGCUAACACACAGGGAUAAUUUCUUUUUGUCCUUAAGGGUGCUGUUUAGCUCCAUAAAGGGACUCAAACCCCACUGUAAAUAGAACUAAAUGAAAGCAAACAGCUGAGGUUGGUAGGAGCAGGAUGCUUGAAACAGUGAGGGUUUGGAUGGGUGCCCUUUGGUCAGAGUUUGUGUGUAUUUCUGGGUGUAGAAAUGACUGAAUUGUGCCCUGUGCAGGCAUCCAGUGUGUGUUACCCAGGGAGCUCUGCCUGGAGCUGCUGUCAGUGCUGCAGGAGCCCCUUUGCCUGUCCUGCUCUGCUGGGCUUGGUGCCACGUCCUUGAGCUGUGCAGGCAGCCCCAGGGGAGCUCCCUCACGUGUCUGAGUAAAGCCAAUCCCUUCUUCUUUCCCCCUUUUCCCUUCAUCUGGAAUAUUCGUGCCUCAUGGAUCAAAUGCUUUAAUAUUUAAUUCUUGCUAAGCCUCUGUUGGUCUGUGCAGUGCCAGGAAGAUCAGAAUGUGUCCAAUGUCCCUUGGUGUCAGCUGUGGUGCUCUUCCCUUUCCUGCUGGCUGGGUGUUGUUGCUGUGGGCCUGUGGAAUGCUGGGGCUGCUCUGAGAUUCCUGGAGGGAAUUUGGGAGGGUGGAGUGACCUCCCUGUGCCUUCUGAGACAGGCACAGGCCCCAGGGAGCUGAGGUUGCUGCUCACUCAUUCAGGAGCACAGCAUCAGCACAGAUCUGUGCCUUGGCAGCAGCUCCUCACCCUUCACUUUAAGGUGUUUUUUACAUGGGAUUUCAGUAAAGGAGCAGUGUGCUGCUCUUUGCUUGGCUUUGUCACUGUUGUGACAAACACUUCCCAGGGUUUGUUGGUCACUCUGGUCUCAUGGCACGCUCUGGCAUUGUUUCAGCUCUCUACAUUCCAUUGCUGCUCCCAGAAAGGGGAGGGAAAGGUUCCCACUCCUCCCUGGGUAGCAGUUUAUGUCCCCCUGUGGAUUUCUGUCCGUGUCCAUGUGAUUUCCCUCCCACCAGGGCAGAGCCAGGGGUUCAUGGAGUGCUGAGCACACAGCAGGGACAGGAUCUGCUGCCCUGGACUGUUCUGCCUCAGUUAAACACCAGCUUUUUGUGAGCUUUAAGGUCCCUAAGUGAAUUUGGUCACCUCUCCACUCUUUUGGGGAUGUGCAGGCACAGCAAAUUGUUACCCAAUCUGUGGCUUGAUUAAUGCAAUUCUUUCUUCCUCCCUCUUCCUUAGGCCUCUUUCUGUAUCUGUUAUUUUCUUGUCUCAUGUCAUGUUGUAAUAAUUUCUACUUGUUUUCUUUCACGAGAGAAAAAAAAAACCUGACCAAAAAUCUAAAAUAAGCAAGAAUAAUUUUUAUUUUCCCUGUCAGCCACUUGGCCACCUUGAUAGAUCUGCUUGACCUAGUCAGAGUGGUGCUGUCCAACCUGAAAGGGUUCCCUUGUUUUGGGUUUUUUUUUUUUGGGUUGUAUUUUAAAAAUCUGUCUAUAAUUUAACCAUUUGUAUGCUAAAAAUAAUCUUUAAAAAAUCUACUUACACUGUGAUUUUUGGUAGCCUUUAAUUUAGAGUAUACAACACAAUCUAAUUUUCUUUUGGGAUAUGCAGCUUUCAGAAGUGUUCUUAUAUAUGCCCAGAAAUGAAAGUUGUCUAUUUAUCAUAGGAAUGUGAUUAGAUAAAGUAACCUAUCCAGAAUCCCAGUGCAGCUCUUUCAUAUGUGCUGGAUGGACUAGUUAGUGAAAUUGCCUUUUAAUCUCUAUGGGUUAAUAAAUAUUUUUUUAUAACUAGCCACAGAUAUUCCUUUUUAAAUUAUACUUGGCAAACAGAAGAUAUUUAAUUUUAUAUACAAUAUACAUAGUUACCUUGAUUGACAUAUUUAUAACAUAGAGCUUUGUGUUUACUAUGAAGGUUUUAUCUGUAUCCCAUGGACUUCAUGGGUGAAACUUUGAAAAGUCAGUUAGCAUUUAUGGAAGGUUGUGGGAACUUUCUCAAUGGCUUCACAGUGAGGACAGAGGAGCAUUUAAAAGGCAAUAGCCAGAUUGUUUUACAGAGUAUCUUAUUUUUUGAUUGGGGCUGGUCCCUGCAGCUAUUUUAAUAACAUCUGGAUGUGAGUAACAGAAUGGAAUAUGAGCAUCUGCCUCUUCUGGCUGGCACAGGCUAUUGUCUAGAGCACAGGAAAUUUCAGGGUAUUGUAUUGUUUUGCUUUGGACAAAUGUCUCAAUAGACCUAUUUAAUUAAAACCUUCAUGUGUCUGAAAGAAAACAUCCUCCCUUAACUAGGCUGAUUUAUCACUUUUGGUACCCUUUUAAUCUCAAAAGUUGUGUUGUCUAAUAUUUUAAGUGAUGUUCCAGCUAUCCUGAUGUCUGCAGGUUAAAGUGGUCCUGGCUAGCACCCUUUUAUUACAACAAUUGCUACCUUCAUUUUUCUACUGUUUCUACUUUAAUCUUGAAUGUUUACCAGUUUCUAUUGUUGGAUCUUGUGGAGGGAGAGUCUCUUAGCACUACAGCUCAUCCAGCUUUAACUCAUUCAUCACAGUCCUGGAGUAAGAAAAUAUUUUGAAAUAUAUAUUGUGGCCAAUUUAUUGCAUUUUAAAAUGACUUCUAUACUUAAGACACAACAUUUAUGACAUAAUAGGACGAAUGACUUAGCUAAUCAUUGUAUCUGUCUAGACUUACUCUCUUUUGUGUUAGUGUCAUUUUGAAACUAUUUGUAUAUGUUGAAGUUUGUAAGGGUUCAGGAACCCACAAUGAAAUAGUAAAGUAUGUAUUUAUUUCUCAUGAUAAUGCUCAAAUUUGAUUUGGAAGUUGACACUUUGUAUGUCUUUUCACAGAAUUGUAAACAAAUACCGAAAAACUGCUUCACCUAGGGUGCCUUCCAUGUGUGGUACUAACACUUGUCAUUCACAGGAAUAGAGAUGUAAAUUUAUGAAUCCAGCAAACACUAUUUUUGUAAUGUGAGUCACUGACACAGCUCUGGCCUCGCUGUGCUUUGUUCCCACCACCACCAGGUUUGUGGCUGCUGUGUCCCUGCCUUCCCUCCAUGUGCCCUGGGUCUGAUCCUGGGCAGCCACAGCUUGUGUCUCCUUUGCUCUGCCCCCGGGCACAUUCCUGGGGCUCCAGGUUCUGCUCCUUGGGCCGUGUGAGGGAUGCUCAGGGUGGGGUGUCUGUGUCCUCAGGGCUGAUCCUGGCUCCCUUAGACCGACUGCAGCCCAAUCCAAACAUUCCAAUUCUAGCUCAUCAUUUAUGAUUUACAGCUUCUGAGGAGGGAGCAUCCAGGCCUGACCAAAAGACUUUAUCUCUCUGGGUUACAGGUGCUGUAUUGACAGGUUUGUAAUUGCAAACAGCUCAGAGGAAUUAUGGAAUCACCAGGUUAGAAUUCUAUUCAGGCUGAGCAAAGGGGAUGCAAUUUUCCUUUUUUCAUGAGCACAAAUCUGCUGUGCAAUACCCUUGGUACUCUGGAGUUACAGAACCCUUGGUGCAUCUCUGAGUGGUGCCAGGGCAGCGCCCAGCUGUGUCCUGCCCUGGCAGUGCCCCCUCACCCAGAGCUGCCCAGGGCUGUGGGGCUCCAGCAGGCAGCACGUUCCCCUGGAGCCAGCUCACAGCCCUGGAGAGUUCCCGCUGUCCUGCAGAGCUGGGGCUGCAGCAGCUGCUCCAGCCAAGGUGGUGCCUGCAGCUGGGAGCACCUUCCUGCCUGCCCACUGCUGAACUCCCUGCUGGCACACUGCAGCUGCCAGCCUGCCUGGGAAAGGAGUCCUGGGAAUGCCUGACCAAGCUCAAAGGCAGGUACUCGACAAGAAAACACAACCUCCUUGUGUAGCUUGUUUCUACACCAGUAACCAUCUUUCAGUUGUUCAGUUCUUUCUUUGGUGUCUGUGCUAAUCAAAAAACACAAGCUGAAGAAUUGUAAAGUCUUGCAAUACACAAAGCAGUCUUGGUUUUAAAAUCCAUGCUGUUGCAGCAUAAUUUAAAUGGUGUAUUUAUCAGUUUUAAAUGUCAUUUUGCUUUUCCAGUCUUUUGUAUAUGGGCACAAUACUUUUUGUAAAUUUUUUUUUAUUUAGUUGUCUUUCAUGUCUUUUCUUUCUGGUACUGGAAGAUUUGAGCUCUCUGGGUUUUCACGGUACUCUUCUGAUCAUUCUUCAUAGUGGUAAAAGUCUGUAUUUUUGUAUGUAGGAGAAAUGGAAGUUUUCUAACACUUAUCCCAAUCAAUAUAGUACGAAAUCAUUUGUGAAGGACUUCCUGUU
Zonotrichia leucophrys gambelii is the source of this 7312-nucleotide messenger RNA. It is a transcript of the gene CMTM4, whose product is annotated as CKLF like MARVEL transmembrane domain containing 4. The record is from RefSeq and is a predicted model, not a curated record. The transcript is spliced from 4 exons. NCBI's taxonomy places the organism in Eukaryota, Metazoa, Chordata, Aves, Passeriformes, Passerellidae. Gene Ontology annotation, cellular component: membrane. The coding region runs from base 183 to 815 and encodes 210 amino acids.